Schistocerca serialis cubense is the source of this 252-nucleotide messenger RNA. Its product is annotated as homeobox protein aristaless-like. NCBI's taxonomy places the organism in Eukaryota, Metazoa, Arthropoda, Insecta, Orthoptera, Acrididae. Bases 1 to 252 code for a protein of 83 amino acids. The record is from RefSeq and is a predicted model, not a curated record. Gene Ontology annotation, biological process: regulation of transcription by RNA polymerase II. The transcript is spliced from 3 exons. Gene Ontology annotation, molecular function: RNA polymerase II transcription regulatory region sequence-specific DNA binding; DNA-binding transcription factor activity, RNA polymerase II-specific.
AUGGGGCAGGUGUGGUUCCAGAACCGGCGCGCCAAGUGGCGCAAGCAGGAGAAGGUGGGCCCGCAGGCGCACCCCUACUCGCCGCUGCAGGCCUACGGCGCGCCCCUGCUGCUGGCCGCCGCCUCCGCCAAGGACGCACCGCCCCUCGGCCUGGACGUGCGCAGCUCCAGCAUCGCGGCGCUGCGCCUCAAGGCCCGCGAGCACGAGCUGCGCCUCGAGAUGCUGCGCAACGACGGCGACGUCGCCAGCUGA